AUGCCAGUAGAAGAGCCUGUUUUAUUUGAUCCAAACCUUGUACAAAUUAGAGCAAGCUCAGAUGAACUUAAACAUAGAAUAGAAUCUUUCAUUCAAAGAAAACGUCAACAAGUGAAUUUAGUAAACGUACAAGAAUUCUGUUGUUACAGAGAGCAGUGUAAUGAAAAACAAAAUUCUUGUGCAAGAGUGGAUGCUAUUUUGAUUAGAAGAAAAGAUUCUAAAAGUCAUGUUAAAGUACAUAGGGUAUUGAAUGCAUGGGGACCUCAAACAGUUGACCAAUCAAGUCUGCAUAAAGCUACUAAUCAUACGACAAACCAGAGCAAUAAUAACUACUCUUCUGUAUUAGACGACCGAAUAUCUACUGCAGAAAAAAUGUUAGGCAUAAUAAAGCCUGUUUCUCGAGAUAUCUAUGAAAGACUUAAAAAUAUCGAAAAUAGGAUAUUAUUUUUAGAAGGAGUAUCUCCAGAGUAA
Molecule: messenger RNA, 471 nt
Organism: Vespa velutina
Lineage: Eukaryota; Metazoa; Arthropoda; Insecta; Hymenoptera; Vespidae
Gene: Mocs2B
Product: MAP3K12-binding inhibitory protein 1-like
Exons: 4
Coding region: 1-471 (156 amino acids)
Source: RefSeq, a predicted model, not a curated record